Cladocopium goreaui is the source of this 2727-nucleotide messenger RNA. NCBI's taxonomy places the organism in Eukaryota, Dinophyceae, Suessiales, Symbiodiniaceae. The record is from the annotation of a GenBank genome assembly.
AUGGAGGAGAUUCAACAGAUGCUCAGGUACUGGCUGGCCUGGAACGCCUCCAACUGGGUCUACCAGAACCAUGAUGAACGUGGCGAUGGUGCCGAGUGGGUCAUGGAUUGCGGUGAUGGCGUGGAGUACAGGGCGAAGGCCACGCUUCGAAGGGCUGCAGACGUCACAGCGCCACUUCAGUUCAGCGCCUUUGACGUUGAAGUCACUGGUGGCGCGCUGGCAGUUCUUUGGAAGAUCUAUGUGUUGGUGUUCCGUGGUUCGGUGACCCUUCAAGAUUGGGCUGCCAACUUGUCAGCGCCUAUCAAUUUUGAUUCCCCCCUUGCAGAUUUGCUUGUUGGGGUCCAUGCAGGUUGGCAUGCCUACUUGUCAGAUCGGUUGCUGCAGGAAGACUUGAGGGCCGCCAUUGCAGGCAUCGAGAGCGAUGAAAUCUUGUUGGCCGGUCACUCUCUUGGUGCUGCUCUUGCCCAAAUAGUUAUGCUCUUCCUUUGGCGUGAGCACCAGACAAAUGGAAGUCCACUUCACAAUCACGAGCACAUUGCCAACCACGCCCGUUGUAUUGGCUUUGGCGGCCCAGCACCUUUUGUGGAGAUGGAGAGCACGAACGCCCGUGCCAAACAACGGCGUAUGCGUGCGAGGAUUUGGAUGCAGGAGACAUGCCUAAACUUCAUCAACAACAAUGAUCCUGUUGCCAGGCUUCCCUUUGAUCCCAGUUUUGCUUUGAACCUUGCGAGCUUUGGGCUUUAUGAAUGGAUAUUGCCGGCAAAUUCUCUGACCUUGCAGCUGGAUCAGUAUGAGCACUUCUGCUCUCACAUCAUGUUGAAUCGUGAGCAGGCUGGCUUUGAGCCAUAUGAACCAGCGGCAGAAGUGCUGCUGGAGAGAGGACCCAUUGUUUGGAGCAAUGAACAUGAUUUGCGCAGGUACAAGGAACACAUGUUCCCCAAAUUGCUGAAAGACAUCAGCGCUGCUUCCAGGCCACUCCUUCAAGUUGUGAACUUUCGACCAACAGGGAACGCCCCAGAUCUGGCAGGAAGCAUGGAAGAGUUUCGCACAACUUUGUCGAACUUGCCAGAGGAUGUAAGAGAAGGGUGCUUGAAACCUUUCAAGACAGCUUUCCAUUCAGUACGCAUGGUUUGUAUCCAGCUGCGUGAUAUUGAGGCCGAAAUGAAUGCCUCAAGCAUAGAAGCAGAAGAAGCCCGUCGACUCCACAAAGAAGCGCAUGGCCACUUGAUCCAGGUCGAGACCUACAUCCAGUCAGCUCACAAUUCAAUCCUAGCAGAGAAAUGGGAAGACAUGCAGACAUCCUCCCGGGAGAUUCACAGCAUCAUCAUGGACUACAUGAUUCCCACCAUGAAGCGCUUGCACGUGGAGGUGCAAAAUUUGCAGAGGCGUUUUGGCCAGGAGGGCAAACUGGCCAAACUUGUCCAAGGUGCCCUUAAGUUCACUGAAGUACUGCAAAACUUUUCAAGUGUUAUGUGGACGGUGACCCUACAUGUGGGCGAGUUCGUGUCGCCCCUUGCCGCCAAGGGAAUGGAGUACAGGCACAUUGCUGGUCUUCUUGUACUUGUGGCUGUAGUUGUGGGGGGUCCAGCUGCUUGGCUGAGCGCGCUUGGUGGUAGUGGAGGGGCCACACUCACAGUAACAGCAGUAGGACAUGUUGCAGCUGGUGCUUCUAGUGUUUCUGCGGCAACGGCUGUUACUGCAGGGUCAGCUGUUGCUGCCAUGGUUGGGGAGGCAGCGCUUGGUGUUUCCGUUGUGUGUGCUGCUAUCAUUGGUUUGGCUGGAUCGCUAGUGAGUCUUUGGGUUGCAAAGAAGGUGUUGACUUUCACCCUUCAAUUCGCUCUGUGGAUGCGCCAGAAAUUUGCCGCUUGGAGUGACCCCAUUGUAGAGCUUUUACUUGCUCUUUCGGCCAUUUGUGCUCUAUGUGGAGAACAUGGGUUCGAAGUAUUCCUCAAAGCCCUCAGGAGACUCUACCCCAAAGUGGGUGAGUGGGCCAACCAUCUCACAAGCGAUCUUGAGAACCUCAUGGACCGCAUGAAUGCGAUUGCGCAGGUCUUGAAGGAUUCCAAGGCCGAAGAGAAAUACAAGAACAUUGAGAAUGAAUUGCAGCUCCUGGCUGCCAAUGCGUGGCUUCUUGCCACCACCGCAAGUGUGAUCAACCAGGGUGGUGACCCCGAAGUUGUUGAACAGAAGAAGCAGGAGGCCAGGCAAAUUGGCAAAGAAAUGCUUUCAAAAGCAGAUGAGCUUCGAGCUUGGAUGGGUGAGGGCACCUCCGGAAAGAACUUUGCGUCCACCAUUGUGAGGAUUCCCCAUCGCAGUCGCUGCCCCAAAUGGGAUGAAGCGAUGAAGCCCCGUGGGUCGCCGGGUCGUUUUGCUUGGCAGCACCUGGGCCUUUGGUGCAGAUGUGGCAGCACCAUUCCACAGGCGUCGAGCACCACGAAGCCCACGGCAGGACAACGGAAGCCAAUGACGAAAUCUCUGGAAGAAGCGCUAUACCUGGCUAAGCUGGCCGGCGUUUACACUGCUUCCGAGGUGCAAUACCAGAUCGUGAAAGGGCCGGAAUUUUCUAGGGACAACAGCCCCUUCAUGCUGGAAAACUUCCUUGAGGCAGAAGCCGAAGAACCAGAGAUCAGUAAGGAGGAAAUCCUUGAGGAUGCCUUCGAGCGACAUUUGCGAAAGGCGGAGGAGGAACUGAGAUCCGGGGUGUUCCAAUAUCCCAAAGUGUUUUAA